AUGAAGAAAGCUCCUAGCUACAGAACUAGGAGAAGAAAAAUACAAAAUGAACUUGAAGCUUUUGAUUAUAUUAAUACUUCAAAUAUUUUGGAAACAGAAAAUCUUGUCCGAAACACAAUAUCCACUGAAAUACCAUUAAAUUAUACUCCUACAGAAUUACAAAUUUCAUCACCUGAAGUGGCUUAUAAUGCAAUGGAUACUAAUAUAGUUGAAAACUUAUUUGUAAAUAAUAAAGAGGAAACCAUUAAACAAUCCCUAGGUCAGUGGGCUGUGGAUUGUAAUGUACCACAAUCUACUGUUAACAAACUUUUAAAUAUUUUGAAAUUUGAAACUCCCUUAACAUUUUUGCCAAAAGAUUGUCGUACCCUUUUGAAUACAGGUUCAUCAAAAAUUUUAAACAUUAGAGAUGUAAAACCUGGUAAAUAUUAUUAUUUUGGACUAAAAAACGGUAUUAUAAAAUACUCAUCAAUUUUACAUUUAAGUGAACACAUUAAAAUUGCUGUUGGAGUGGAUGGACUACCAAUUAGUAAAAGUAGUUCAGGUCAAUUAUGGCCAAUUUUGGCUUAUAUUAUUCCAUAUCAUGACUGUGUAUUUCCAGUAGGAAUUUAUUAUGACUUUCAAAAACCUCUCGAUAGCAAUGAUUUUCUUUUUGAUUUCAUCAGUGAAAUUUUAGAAAUAACAACAAAUGGUAUUACAAUUAAUAACCAGUUAAAAAAAGUUACACUUGAAGUCAUGUGCUGUGAUGUUCCUGCAAAAAGUUUUUUAUUGCGUGUGAAGGGACAUUCAGGGUUCUUCUCGUGUACAAGAUGUACACAUGAAGGGGAAUACAUCAAUAAUAGAGUUUGUUUUCCUUAUAAUGAUAUUGGUCAUACAAAAAGAAACCACAAUGAUUAUAUUUUAAAGAAUAAUGAAGAGCAUCAUGUUUCUCCUAUAAUUUCAUGUAUUGCGCUGAUACCUGAUAUAAAUAUUACAAGUUUAUUUUCUUUAGACUACAUGCACUUGGUUUGUUUGGGUGUCGUGAAAAAAUUAAUAAAUCUUUGGAUGAAUAAUGGCCCUACGAGUGUAAGUUUAUCAAGUUGGAAAGUAAAACAAUUAUCACUCAAUCUAGAAAAAAUACGAAGCUGUAUUACCAAUGAUUUUGCUCGAAAACCAAGAAGAAUUGAAGAGUAUCCUCGAUUUAAAGCUACAGAAUUUAGACAGUUACUCCUGUAUACAGGACCCAUAGUUUUGAAAAAUGUCUUGUCAGAUGAUUGUUAUAAACAUUUUAUGUCUUUGAACAUAUCAAUGAGAAUACUUUUAAGUAACGAUCAUUCUGAAUAUUUAAAAUAUGCUGCUAAAUUAUUGAAUUAUUUUGUAAAAACAUUUCAACAAAUUUAUGGUUGCCAUUAUCUAUCGCAUAACGUUCAUAGCUUAUUGCAUUUAGUUGAUGACUAUAUUACAUAUGGACCUCUUGAUAACUGCAGCUGUUUUCCGUUCGAGAACUACAUGAAAUUUUUAAAACGCAUGCUUCGAAAACAUGAAAAACCAUUGGAGCAAAUUAUUAAACGUUAUGGAGAAAUUAUUAUUAAUGAUAAUAUUAAAUUCAGUAAUAGUAAACAUAAUACAUUUACAAUUAAGAAGCCAGAUAACUUUGUAUUAACAACUGGAGGGGAAAUAGUUCAAAUUAUUGACAUUUUAUCAAAUACUUCAACAAUUGUAGGCAAGAAAUUCAACUCCAAAGAAGAUAUGUUUGAAAAACCAAUAAGCUCUUCUAAACUGGAUAUAUUCAUUGUUAAAGAUUUAUCUGAAAAUACUAAAGAAUGGUGUAUAUCGGAUAUAAAAAAAAAAAUAAUGAUUUUUAAUAUCAAUGAAGUAUUGAUAGCUGUACCAAUAUUAAAAUAA
Macrosiphum euphorbiae (potato aphid) is the source of this 1881-nucleotide messenger RNA. The record is from the annotation of a GenBank genome assembly. Lineage: Eukaryota; Metazoa; Arthropoda; Insecta; Hemiptera; Aphididae.